GCAGUACGCGCUACGCAUCGUUCUAGCAGGCGCGCCUCCUCACUGCUAUAAAGAACGAGAGUGCCCUCCGUGCUCCUGUCGCUUGGCCCUUUUGCUUGCUUGAGUGUGUGCGCUCCUUGCGACGAUGAACUUCCAACAACUAGAGAAGCUUGGUGAGGGAACUUAUGCGACUGUCUACAAGGGAAAGAACCGGACGACAGGCGAGACGGUUGCGCUGAAGGAGAUACACUUGGACAGUGAAGAGGGCACACCGAGUACGGCGAUUCGAGAGAUCUCACUCAUGAAGGAGCUGAAGCAUGAAAAUAUCGUUGGACUCUGGGACGUCAUCCACACGGACAAUAAGCUGAUGCUGGUCUUUGAGUUCAUGGACAAGGACCUCAAGAAGUACAUGGACUCACAUGGAAAGAACGGCGCACUUGAGCCAGCGACCAUCCGGAGCUUCAUGUACCAGCUCAUCAAGGGAAUCGCAUUCUGCCACGAGAAUCGCGUUUUGCAUCGUGAUUUGAAGCCUCAGAACCUGCUCAUCAACAAGAGAGGCCAUCUCAAGCUUGCUGAUUUUGGUCUUGCGCGGGCCUUUGGCAUCCCGGUCAAUACCUUUUCGAAUGAGGUUGUCACGCUAUGGUACCGUGCGCCUGAUGUCUUGCUCGGCAGCCGCACUUACUCUACAUCCAUCGACAUCUGGUCAGCUGGCUGUAUCAUGGCUGAAAUGUUCACUGGUAGGCCUUUGUUCCCCGGAUCCAACAACGAAGACGAGCUGCUCAAGAUCUUCCGACUGAUGGGCACACCCACCGAGCAAACAUGGCCCGGUAUCUCACAAUACACAGAGUACAAGACGACUUGGCCGUACUAUGUCACACAAGACCUGGGGCAGAUUCUACCCAUGAUUGACAGCCUCGGUCUUGACUUGCUAUCACGAUUGCUCGUGAUGCAGCCGAAUCAGCGCAUUUCGGCAAAAGAUGCCCUGCGACACCCUUACUUUAGCUCUGCUUACAAUUGAGCAGGCGGUCUCGGAGAGAAAGAUCUGACAGAAACGAUCGCUUGCCACUCUCGGUGAUUCUUCGUAUGCUGGGCCAUUGCUGGCAAGAUGCAGCUGCAGCAUAAAUUGCCAUUUCUUAAGACCAUGUACAAAACUUUUUUCAUGACCAUUUCCUGCAAUCCA
Molecule: messenger RNA, 1159 nt
Organism: Protomyces lactucae-debilis
Lineage: Eukaryota; Fungi; Ascomycota; Taphrinomycetes; Taphrinales; Protomycetaceae
Product: cyclin-dependent kinase
Exons: 3
Coding region: 125-997 (290 amino acids)
Biological process (GO): protein phosphorylation
Cellular component (GO): cytoplasm; nucleus
Molecular function (GO): ATP binding; cyclin-dependent protein serine/threonine kinase activity
Source: RefSeq, a predicted model, not a curated record